Messenger RNA from Drosophila innubila, 1774 nucleotides. Its product is annotated as protein tumorous imaginal discs, mitochondrial. Lineage: Eukaryota; Metazoa; Arthropoda; Insecta; Diptera; Drosophilidae. Gene Ontology annotation, biological process: protein folding; mitochondrion organization; response to heat. The record is from RefSeq and is a predicted model, not a curated record. The coding region runs from base 89 to 1657 and encodes 522 amino acids. The transcript has 2 exons. Gene Ontology annotation, cellular component: mitochondrion. Gene Ontology annotation, molecular function: heat shock protein binding; ATP binding.
AAAGCAGCAUGGAGGCUAUUACGGCAUGUUGUUAGAGCCUGCCUGCCUGCCAAAAUAGAGAGCGGAGAUUCUAGAGUUACAACAGUUAAUGGACAAAAUGAUUUCGUGUAAAAAUUUAUGUGUGUUGCGCAAACUGCCGCUCAAAGGCUGCUGCCGGCAGUACAACAGUACAGUAAUUCAAUUGCACAGCGCUGCUCUGCUGUCAGCGAGGCCUCUUAAAUGGAAGUCGAUGUCUCCUGCCGCUCUUUCAGCUGACACUAAGAGAGUCGCCUGGCAACAGAAUGCGAGAUUGCAAAUGAGAAGCAUCUACACCACGAAUUGCCUGCAGGCCAAGGAUUACUAUACGACGCUGGGAGUGCCGAAGAAUGCGAACGGCAAGGACAUUAAGAAGGCGUACUAUCAGCUGGCCAAGAAAUAUCAUCCGGAUACCAACAAGGAUGAUCCGGACGCCAGCAAAAAGUUCCAAGAGGUUAGCGAGGCUUACGAGGUGCUCAGUGAUGAUCAGAAGAGACGAGAAUACGACACCUAUGGCCAGACGGCGGAACAUAUGAAUCGACAGGGUGGCGGUGGCGGUGGCUUUGGUGGUGGACCCUUUGGACCCGAGGGCUUCUCACAGAAUUGGCAAUUCCGCUCCACCAUCGAUCCGGAGGAGCUCUUCCGCAAGAUCUUUGGUGAGGGCAACUUUCGCACGAAUAGCUUCGAUGACUUUGCCGACUCCAAGUUUGGAUUUGGUCAGGCACAGGAGCUGGUGAUGGACCUGAGCUUUGCACAGGCGGCGCGCGGUGUCAACAAGGAUGUCAAUGUGAAUGUGGUGGAUCAGUGUCCCAAGUGUGCCGGCUCCAAGUGCGAGCCGGGCACCAAACCCGGUCGCUGUCAGUACUGCAAUGGAACCGGCUUUGAGACCAUAUCGACGGGUCCGUUUGUGAUGCGUUCCACGUGUCGCUAUUGCCAAGGCACACGGCAGUACAUCAAAUAUCCGUGUGCCGAGUGCGAGGGCAAGGGGAAGACGGUGCAGCGGCGGAAGGUGACGGUGCCCGUGCCGGCGGGCAUUGAGAACGGACAGACAGUGCGGAUGCAGGUGGGCAGCAAGGAGCUGUUUGUCACGUUCCGUGUGGAGAGCAGUGACUACUUCCGUCGUGAUGGCGCCGACGUGCACACGGACACACCCAUCUCGCUCUCCCAGGCGGUACUGGGCGGCACUGUGCGUGUCCAGGGCGUCUACGAGGAUCAGUGGCUGAACAUUGAGCCGGGCACGUCAUCACAUCGCAAGAUUGCACUGCGCGGCAAGGGAUUGAAGCGGGUGAAUGCCCACGGACAUGGUGAUCAUUAUAUACACAUUAAAAUUGACAUACCCAAGAAGCUGAGCAAGCAGCAACGCGCCUUGCUGGAAGCCUAUGCUGAGCUGGAGCAGGACACGCCCGGACAGAUCCAUGGCAUGGCCCAACGGAAAGAUGGCAGUAAGAAAGCAACCGCAGGUGCGAGUGAAACAACUACAGACACCAGAAAAGGAGCAGCAGGAACAGCUGACAGCAGCAACCAAAACACGAACAGGUCCGAAGCGGAAACAGAAACAGAAGAGCCGAAGAGCGGACACCAAAGCGAAAGCGGAAGCGGAAGUGGAGGCUUCUUGAACAAAAUUAAAUCCAUGUUCAACUAAGUUGAAUUGUGCUUGUUAAUCAAUGUUUUGUAAUGGCCAUUGGUCGAAACGUUGCAAAUUUUGUUAAAUUGCCUUUUAAGUUUAUGUAAUCUUGGGGGGCUAUUCCAAAAAAAAAAA